Messenger RNA from Dermochelys coriacea (leatherback sea turtle), 6249 nucleotides. It is a transcript of the gene SPOCK2, whose product is annotated as SPARC (osteonectin), cwcv and kazal like domains proteoglycan 2. Gene Ontology annotation, molecular function: calcium ion binding; protein binding. The transcript is spliced from 11 exons. The coding region runs from base 193 to 1449 and encodes 418 amino acids. The record is from RefSeq and is a predicted model, not a curated record. NCBI's taxonomy places the organism in Eukaryota, Metazoa, Chordata, Testudines, Dermochelyidae.
UGACGGAGCCAGCCUCUUUUGGCGCAGACUCUGUCAUCCCAGCUGGGCUUCGAGGAGGGCAUCUCAUAAUCAGGUCACAUUCCACUGAGGAGCCACCCUCCAGCUCUCCCUAAAACCGGGAGCCCAGCGAGGGCAGAAGACAAAUAAUUGCUUGGCAAGAGGUGGAGGGGAAAAAAAAGACCAAGCUCAGAGAUGAGAGCCCCAGGCUGUUGUCUGGUGCCACUGUUGCUGCUGGCUGUCGCCGUGGCGGAAGGGGACAGCAAAGGGGGGAAAGACGGAGACCAUCCAGGCAAUUUUAUGGAGGACGAGCAAUGGCUGUCUUCCAUUUCUCAAUACAGCGGCAAGAUCAAACACUGGAACCGCUUUCGAGACGAGGUGGAGGAUGACUAUAUCAAGAGCUGGGAAGAUAAUCAACCAGUUGAUGAAGCUUUGGACACAACCAAGGACCCCUGCCAGAAAGUGAAGUGUAGCCGGCACAAAGUUUGCAUUGCCCAGGGCUACCAGAGGGCUAUGUGUAUUAGCCGCAAAAAGUUAGAGCACAGAAUCAAGCAGCCUGCGCUGAAACACCAUGGAAACAAAGAAAGCUUUUGCAAACCAUGUUACAUGACCCAGCUCGCAUCUGUCUGCGGCACUGAUGGACACACGUACAGCUCUGUGUGUAAACUGGAGCAGCAAGCCUGCCUGACCAGCAAGCAGCUGGCAGUGAAGUGUGAGGGCCAGUGCCCCUGCCCGACCGAGCAUGGCCCCACCUCAACCACAGAUGUCAAACAAGAGACUUGUACCGGGCAGGACUUAGCAGACCUGGGGGACCGUCUGCGGGACUGGUUCCAGCUCCUACAUGAGAACUCCAAGCAGAACAGUUCUGGAAACCUAGGGGCCAAUCCAGUGAAUGUACUUGACAAGAGCCUGGUGGCCAGUUGCAAGGAUUCCAUUGGCUGGAUGUUUUCCAAGCUAGACACAAACAAUGACCUUUUCUUGGACCAGACAGAGCUUGCAGCGAUCAACCUAGACAAGUAUGAGAUUUGCAUCCGGCCCUUCUUCAACUCCUGUGACACCUAUAAGGAUGGCCACGUCUCCACCGCCGAAUGGUGCUUCUGCUUCUGGAGAGAAAAGCCCCCCUGUCUUGUGGAGCUGGAGAGGAUCCAGAUCCAAGAAGCAGCAAAAAAGAAACCUGGUGUUUUCAUUCCAAGCUGUGAUGAGGAUGGGUACUACAGGAAGAUGCAGUGUGACCAGAGCAGUGGGGAGUGCUGGUGUGUUGACCAGCUUGGCCUGGAGCUGACAGGAACAAGGAUACGUGGAAACCCGGACUGUGAUGACAUAGUUGGGUUCUCGGGGGAUUUUGGGAGUGGCGUUGGAUGGGAGGAUGAGGAAGAGAAAGACACUGAGGAAGCUGGAGAAGAGGCUGAAGAAGAGGAGGGAGAGGCAGACGACGGAGGCUACAUAUGGUAGAAGCGGAGAAGAGCACAAUUUGGUCGGGAUGCUGGCAGCAAGGCGAGACAGCAGUCAAACUCGAAGAAAUGAGCAGCUUAAUGAGAUGAUCAGGAAACACAGUUGAAUGUAACUUACUAUAGUAGAAAAAGUGUGUGCGCGCAUGUAUGUGUGUGUGGAUGCUUGGAGUGCUAUUUACAAUGCCCCUGGGACACCCUGCAUUCUCCCAAUAUAGCUGAAAGCACCACUGUAGCAAAGCAAAAGUAAAAAGCAGUCUGCAGUGUUGGUUCAGUUGGGGAUUUUUGUUCCACUUUUAGGUCUGUAUUGAUAAAUAUUUCAGCUCAUGGGCACACCCCCUCCCCCAUCAGUGUGCACAUGCUCACACAUACCAAUACCCACAUGCAUAUUCACAGCCAUGUUAACCACUGAGUAAAAAAACCCACCAGUAAUUAACACCUUGGUAUAUGAAUCUGAGCUAGCUCACCACUGACUUUAGCAGUUGCACACUGCAACCACCUCAGAAAAUCACAGGAGCAUUUCCCAGUCUGCAUUGUAGCACAUGCACUGCCAUGAAUGACAGGCUGUACUAGUGUGCAGUCCUUCACUUGCCUAAAGUUUAGGUGAAGAAUUGUACGGCCAUGGUCCAAAUGCAGGGCUGUACCCUGUGUGGGUGAGACAGAAGUGUCCUUGGGCCUGUUUGAGAUUCCUGUUUCUUGGGGGAAAUUAACCUAUAAGGAUAUUGCAUCUUGCUGUUGAAAGCAACACUCUCGUGGUAGGUCAGUGACUGUUUAGGCACCUGUGGCUGGCUCAGCUGCAUUAAACCCAAAAGCGGUAUUGAAGUUUUUUGCCAAACAGAUUGAUCAUGAAUUAAUUCUGCAUCUUCUAGUGGGACAGAAAAGGGGAUCAGGCACUUAGUUUUGCAGACCAUUUUAAUCAUGGGGCAAAGUUUUGAUCAAUGAUUUUAAUAAUCUUUUUGACCUUGCAUGAUGAAAAAACAAACUGCAUUGACAGACUCAUUACAAUAAGAGCCCAAGAAAACCUGUUCUGUACCCACUUCCUUCCCAUCCAUCCGCUGUUGUCCAGGGCCAGCUUCUGGCAGUCAGAGGUUUAGGGAUACUCAGAGCAUGGGGCGGGGUGUCCCUGACCAUCUUGGCUAAGAGCCAUCGAUGGUCUUGGGAGAAAGCGAAUCUUGCAGCUGGCACAGGCGGGACAAGCCAUGAACUAACAGGAUCAGAUAGGCAAUGCUGUCCUAUGAAAACCCAAAAGCUUGGCUGGAACCUGACUCAGAUUGGUAGUGCCCAAAAGCUGUCGCUAUAUGAUACCCAUGAAUGGGGCCAGUUGAAAUGUAUUGGUGGUGUCUGUCCAUUUAUUAAGGAUUUGGGGGAGGGGAAGAGGAAGGUUCAAUGACAAUGGGUGAUCACACAGACUGCAGCUUUGUUUUGUCCAUUGACUAGAAUUUUGUGUGUGCAUAAGCAAGAUGUCUUCUGGGUUUCAGAAUACUCCUUACAGUGUUCUACUCUUUGCAAAGCUGGGAGCUGCUCAGACCAGUAGAACUGGCUAUAAGGCUGCCCAUUCAGCUUCUUGAAACCAUUGUGUAAUUCCAGCCACAAUUUCCAUUAUCAGUCCCAGAAAGCCUCCAUGUAACAGAAGAUGAGAUGAGGGACUAGUGGCAACAUAGCUCCAGGUCACAUCUUUCCCUGUUCGUGGGAAUAUUCUGUCACCUUCACCCUGUCAGAAAAGGAGAAACAAAGUCUGAAAGGUCAGUUUCUUUGUAAGAUGUAGAGCACUUUCCUACCCCUCCAGGAGACAAGGCAUUUAUUGAAUAUGAACAAUGCAUGUACCAGUGUUUUUUGUCAUUGCUGUCUCUGGAAAGCACCUACCGUUUCCUUCUGUUCAGUUUAUGUGUCUGUCGGGGUUGGGCUGAGGUACUUUUGAAUGUUCUGUUAGUCACUGGAUGCUUGAGAAGCUCUGAUGAGCUAGAAAAGUCAAUGCUUUGGGUUUUACUACAGAAGAACCAGCUCCCCAAGAACUCGUAUUUAAAGGCAGGAAGACUAGGUUAGUGGGGCAUAGGAAGCAACUUGGUGAGCAGCAUGGGGACAGUGCAACAGAAGAUGAAGAUAGAUGUGAAAAUGACAUUCCUUCAGUGAAAGAAAAGACAUCUCCCCACUUGCGGAACAGUCACCCACCCCCUAUCUUCACUGCAGCCUCCAUAAUCGUAAACUGGGUGUCGGCUCUUGGCUUAAGAAGGUUGAUUUGCUUUUUUUGAUGGAGACACUCACAGUGAGUGCGUGCGCGCACGCGCGCACACACCAAAGAAGGGGCUUGAUCCUAUUCCCAUUACGUCAAUGUAAGAUUUGCCAGUGACUUAACUGGAAGCUGGAUUUGACCAAGCUAUGUUAAUUUCAGUUUGAUGGAAUGGCCCUCAGCAAUCAGAUGCUAAUAUUACAAGUGUGGCCCUGUCGGCGUAUGGGUGUGUGACUUGAAAGUCUGUGCAUGUGUGCGCAGUGUAAACAUGUCCCAGUACAGAGAGAGAGAGUGUGGGUGUGUGGUAAAAUAGUGAUAGCCAGCUUGGCUUACAUUGGGCAUUCCAGAUCUUAUGUGACAUUAAGUCUAAAAGGAAGCUCAAUGUGCUACAAUCCGAGUAAACCCAAAUAAUAUGCUUGCAAUGAUACCCCAUUAGAGAACACUGUUAUGUAGCCAACUGUGAUAAUAAACGCACCUUGCAGUGUGGAACGCUUUACAUUCCUUUCCGCCCAAUCUCUCUCUAAUAAAUACACCCACAAAGCUUAUCUCCCUUUAUUCAGCUAUUUCUCCUGAUCUUCUGAGGAAAGAAUAAUUGACCAGGACUGAUGAGGGGACACUGUAGUUGAAUGUGCCACUCCCGAAGGGGAUGACCUUCUCAGUCAGUACGCUACUUGAAAUGUUCUGUUUUUCUUAAGAGUUUGUGUUUCAUAUCGGAUUUUUUCCCCCAUCAGCAUCACCUCACAAACUAUAACACACACUUGACUUUUCAUUCCUAAAAGUUCAUUUUUACAUCCCACCUGUUGUCAUUGCCUUUUGGGGCAGUUCCAGUCUCUUUUGUUUGCUUCAUGCCUGCUUGUCUCUGGUACUGGAGUUGCUUCCAGUUGUGCACGUUUAAUAACCUGUAAAUAUGUUUUUGAAUCAAAGAAGCAAUUUUCUAAUCCCAAAGCACUCUAGCUAUGUAGAGCCCCCUUCUUCCCCUGAGACAGUGGGGCUUGCCGCUGAGUUUUGGGCUAGUUGUUAAGGCAUUGGAGUCCUUCAGUCUCAACCAGGCUCAAGGCUGCACUGAUUGUGCUAGGAUUCAGUUUAGCAGUGAAAAACUCCACUGGAGGUGUUUGCCUCUGCUAACAAGGCCUAUAUUGCUGCAGAGGUCAGCUCCUCCUUUAGCUGCAGAAGCCAAAAUAUAAACAAAGGAACAAACACACAAAUCAUUUGCAGCCUUUUGCUUUCCAGAGCUCUACCUCUGCCAACACACACACACGGUAUUUUAACAACAGGAAUACCCUCCCUACUCUAAUUUUUCCUGGUUGUAAAUAUGACACCUGUGUGUUGGGAUUCUUGUUUGUUUAAUUGACACCACCACCAUUCCCAUAGGAAUCAGCUGCGAUAUCACCACCAUCUCCUUAGCAAGCAGCUUGGCCAUCACACCUGCCCACAUAGUAAGCAGUUGUGCUAGCACAAUGUGUCAUUGGCAGGAGGGGAGGUAGGAGAGGAAAUGUCUAGCUACACUUGUUUUGUUAAAAGUUUUGUUUUUUAAGAAUGAACUAAGCCAUUGCAAUAUCUAUGACUGGCCUUCUGACCCAGGGGCUAGUGAUCUUCACUGCUGUGCAGAAGACCUAGCUUCCAUUCCUGGUUCUCAGCCCCAGAGAUGGCAGGAGCUAGGAGGGCACUGGAAGCACAAGGCUCAGACUCUGAGCAAAAGAGGAAGGGCCAUGCAUUGCACAGCAGCACACACCCCCUUCCCCUGGAAAAGUAGGAAUGCGGCAGCUGGACAUGGAAAGGAGUGUUAGCCUUCUGGUCAAGGUGAAAAGUGGGAUCCGGGAACAUGCAAAGUGGGCAGAUGGAAUCCUAAGGCACAUAGAGGGCACUGUCUCAGCUGUAGGCUUUUCAAGUGUGGCUGAUCAUUCUCUGUGUUUUUGCAUUCAAGCUUCCUGUGGCUCUUUCCCAUACACUUCUCUUUUACUAUGGAACUACCCUGGCUCUACAAAAUAUAGCACCAUGGCUUUAAACCUUUUAUCCACCUCUUUCUCUCUUCUCCUCCGAACCGGCGAUUAGCUCACUGGUGAUCAAGAGCUAUGUAUAUUAAAACCACUAAUAGAUAAGUAUUUUGAAGGUGUUCAAAACAUGUUCAUUUUUUUUUUAAUUAUAUGCUUAAUGAAAGAAACUGACUAACAAAGUUCAGAGAGGAGCAACAGCGUGUAGCCUGAAACAUUUUAAAAUGUCUUAUGUGCAAUAACUUUGAACUUAGAGUUAAGAAUCGUGUUCAAGUGCUUGGAUUUCAGUUUGUAUACUUAAGUGCUAAAAUUGUAUCUCUCAGUAAUUUUAGAUGUUAAUCCAAACCAAGUGUUAGAAUGUAUGUGUGCAUUUGAUGGGCACUAGCGCACCGAACAUUUCAGUUCUUUAGGGCCUCCCUUUUCCCAGCUGCUACACUCCUGUCCUGCUUCACAAGGCCGCCAGGGAAAGCUGUUUCACAUUGUCUGUCUCUGCCUAAUACUUAACCUAAGGAAACAAGUACACACACCAAGAAAUGAAAUAUGUUAUUUUUAAAAAAAUUAAUAAAAAUUUAUAAACACUCCUUUU